Sinocyclocheilus anshuiensis is the source of this 883-nucleotide messenger RNA. Its product is annotated as complement C3-like. The record is from RefSeq and is a predicted model, not a curated record. The transcript has 9 exons. Gene Ontology annotation, cellular component: extracellular region. NCBI's taxonomy places the organism in Eukaryota, Metazoa, Chordata, Actinopteri, Cypriniformes, Cyprinidae. The coding region runs from base 89 to 781 and encodes 230 amino acids.
GUAUCUAAGGGAGAAUUUCCCUCGACUGAAGAGGCCGUACACAGUGGCUAUAGCAUGCUACGCUUUAGCAGUAUCCAACCAUGGCUGCAUGAAGAGCAUGCUGUUAAAGUUUGCCUCACCGGAUCGUACCCACUGGACUGACUCUGAUAAUCGCUUUUUCACACUGGAAGCUACUGGCUAUGCAUUGUUAGCACUGAUCAAAGAAGGUCAUAUGAAGGAGUCAGUUGCCCCUUUUCAAUGGUUAAAUGAGCAACGUGACAUCGGAGGAGGGUAUGGCUCAACUCAGUCCACUAUGGUAGUACUACAAGCCCUCGCUGAGUACCUGGUAAAGAGGCCUCCUCCUUCUAAACGUACAUUAAGGGUGGAGCUCCAUGUGCCCGGUGACAGAAUUACUCUGUGGAACUUCCUUCCCAAAAUGGUUCAUAAGCUUCAAACUGCUCAGGUACCAGUUGACAAGGAAUUCAAAGUGGUGGCUACUGGGAAUGGCAAGGGAAUUUUGGAGGUAGUAACAGUGUACCAUGAGCUUCCUGAUGUGUAUGAGAACAGCACAUGUAAUGGCUUCCAACUGGAUGUCUCCAUUGCUAAAGCUAAUGAAAAUCCCCGACCAGAUGUUGAAAUGUCUUACAAACUUACUAUCAGAGUGAGGGCUCUUGAGGGAGAGCGAAGAAUGGUGAUUCUGGAUAUAGGCUUGCCCACCGGCUUUGAGCCUGAAAACUCUGACUUAGAGCAGAUAAAUGCUGUAGCAGGUUCUACUCUCCUCCUGAAGAUAAAAAUCAGCUGAAUAAUAUCUGCAAAAGUAAUGUGUGUCUCUGCUCACAGGGUAACUGCUGUGUACGAAAACCAGAAAAUAUGUCUUCUGGAAAACAGCAGUGGAAACUAGCUG